Grosmannia clavigera kw1407 is the source of this 2262-nucleotide messenger RNA. RefSeq lists its product as uncharacterized. The transcript has a single exon. Bases 1 to 2262 code for a protein of 753 amino acids. Lineage: Eukaryota; Fungi; Ascomycota; Sordariomycetes; Ophiostomatales; Ophiostomataceae. The record is from RefSeq and is a predicted model, not a curated record.
AUGGUGCUGAGAGAAUGGGAUCUGUCGCAGCUCCGUCAGGUUUUGCCGCUGGAAGAUAGCGAGCUCGUUCAGAUCGUCGACUACGCCAAUCGGCUCGACGACUCAGAAGCAAAGGCACAUCUGCACAAUCUUUUGGGCGACUCCGUGGCAUCCACCGAUUUUAUCGGCUCCUACAUGGAGCAUCGAGGCGGGUUGUUGCGAGACCAAUCAACUGUGGUCAACGGCCCGUCGCCUUUGGAUAUGCCUGCAACUGAUCUCUCGAAUAAUAAAGUCUGCCCGCCUAUGGACAACAAAGACGACGAUGCUCCACCACCGUAUGCCAGCAGUACGAGCUCCGGCUUUGCGCAUCCCCGUCACACAAACGCAGUGAUGGAGGCGGCAAAAAUUCGCGCGGAGGACGAGGUAAAUCAAGGAUCUGAGGCGGUUCUGAGCUCAACUGACGAUCCGCAGCAAGAAAUGCAACAGCAGCUGCAAGUGCUCCAAUACAACUACCGCAUUUACAACAGCGAGAUUGAGCCGGAGCACGACUCGGACUACCUGUGCGUUUGUCCAAUCCACAAGUACAAGCGUAGGAAAAUGGCGCGAGUCCCAGUUCUGGAGCGCUGGUCCAAGGCGGUCCAGUACCCAGGCGAGAAGUUUUACAGUGACCUGCAAGGCGUGGCGGUGUUCAGCUGGAACCCAUACAGCAUGCUUCCUUCCGUGUUUGGGUAUGGCCAAUCGGUACGAGGCAUGGGCUCAUUUGGCAUGUGCCAGCCCUUGGCAGACUGCCAUGCGGCAAAUCUUAGGCAGACGAUUGCCUUGAACAAUCGGCUGAACAGAGAGGCACAAGCAAAAGUCAACGACUACGAGCCGAAGGUCAAUAUCUGGGAAGCCGAGGACGAAGUGGUGGAGAAAGAAACGGCAUCCCGGUUCGCAAAGUUUCGCAAGGCUCUUGGCGGCAAGUCGUCCACAGAAAAGGCACAAGAAAAGGCAAAGGAGGUUCGAGAAGCCAUCCUGAACGAGGAGCAGGGCCGGUGGCCCGACGCGCAAUGGCAGCACAUUGUGGCGACGUACCAGGACAAGGUGGGAAUGGCGGGGAAGAUUGCAGCGCUUCGAUUAAGCUGCCCGGUGCAGUACCUACAUCUCCUCCGAGCCGGGUAUUUUGAGCCGAUCCCGGUGGCGUGGGCCAACCGGGCGUCGAACCCGCUAAAGUUCAGCGUCGAGGCGGCUGCAGGGAUCCGGGGCAUCACGCCCGUGUGGAGAGGGUAUGAGGACCUGGCCGAGGAGCGGCUGUACUGGGUGCUCAACCACCGCGAGGGCUCUGUGGGGACACGGAUGAAGCCGGACUUCAUCUCGGAGAUGGCAAUGGCGCAUGCGCGGAUGGCAACGGCAGUGGAGCCGCCACCGCUGUACUUCUCGGCGGACGACACAUGCCAUGUGCAACACACGACGGCGGGCUACUCGAGGCAGGUGAUGCCGGCGCCUUUCCAGGCGUAUGACCGGCCAGAGGUGGCCGAGGACGACAGCAUGAUCCUGCUGGAUGUGUCGGGGUCGAUGGGCUUUGAACCGCUGCGGCCUGUGUACGAGCAGUACCUGGUGACGGGGUAUGAAAAGUCGACGCAGCCGAAGAACCGAGGUGAGAGUGGGAUGGAGAGACACAGAGACGAGAAGGCGGCUAACGAAACAGAUGUGGCGCGGGCGGUGGUUCGACGGUUCACAGACGCCUUGGCCAACCACGACCACCAAUCGAAGGGCUAUGACUUGGUGACGUUCGCCAAUAGGGCCCAUUACGUCGGCACGGUCAACCAUGUGAACUUUGACUCGAUGUGGGGGGGCAUCCGCUUUGGUGGGGGCACGAGGGUGAUGACAGGCUGGCAGAUGGUCAAGGACCUGCACUUCCAGAAGCACUCGGGCAGCGCAGUGCAUCACGAAGUGUACGGGUGGCAGGCCGGGCCGGAGACGCCGAUGCUGCGGCUGCUAUUGCUGCUCGACGGCGAGGCCACGGACAUGGACGAGUUCGAGCUGGACCUGCUUGGGUUAUCGUGGGCCCACGUGACCAUAUUUCUGAUCGGCGUGGACGGCUGUCCGCAUCACCACCGGCACGCCAACGAGCUGCAGCGGAUCAGCGACGUGAACCACCACGUGUCGUUUGUGGACGCGCAGGGCAACUGUCCGGAGCGGUUCGUGACGCACGAAUUGCUGAAGCGCCACCUGGGCUAUGACGUCUCAAUGCGCGAGUUUGAGCAGAUGGAGCGGCCGCCGGUGUACGCGGAAAUUGCAUGA